GGGUAGAGGGAGAGAGAGCAGAGGGAGGAAGACAGAAAGGCACACCUUGAGGAAGUUGAUUAAACAAAAGAAAGAGAAAAGAAUACACAUCAUAUUGAAGGAUGCAAUGUUUUCUGAUUAUCUGGAUGGUCUCUGCACUGUUGGUACCCAUCUCCCUGCAGACAGAGUGGACCAAGUAUUAUAACAGCAGAAUGUGUCCACUUUGCCCUGCAGGUGAGUUUCAGAAGUCUUGCAACGAGUGCGCGCCCUGUCCUGCAGGAAGCUACACUACUGAUCGGAACCGAGAAGGUAGCUGCCAUCUCUGCUACAGAGACUGCAAACCAGAUUAUCACCUGAAGGUGGUUCAGAGCUGCACCAGCACAUCAGAUGUAAAGUGUGUCUGCGAGGCCGGUUACAGAUGCAGUGAAUUGGUCCCCUACUCGACAAACUGCCGCUACUGUGUCAGGAACAAGGAAACAACAUCAACUGAAGCAGCAGCCAUUAUCCCAGGCAGAGAUAAACACACGCCUUCCCCAGCUUCCUCAGGACAUAGCAGCACUACUGCCAAAUCCUGCAGAUUUCCCAAGUGUGGCUCAACGUCAGCCCCAAACCCAGGAAAUGGAACACAUCUCAAAACAGACAAGACAAAUGGUUAUCUGGCGGCCAUCUUGUGUCCACUUGUUGUGAUUGGAUUCUUGGGCCUUGUGAUCCUGCUCUUUAUCCGUUGCCAUCGAGAUGAAUCUUGUUUCAAACAAGCUAUGUCAAAGCUCUGCAAUGAGGGAGGUAGAGUCCCUUCUCACAAGCCAAAGGAGCCAACUCAUCAGCCUCCUAGAGACUCAUUCAGUGCAAAGCAGCAGCCAGCACUGCUUCCAGCAGCCAAUCUCGGGCCAGUCCAUGUCCACAACCCAGGGACGGUCAUCUUCAGCUUGCUCAAUCAGUUUACUGGCCAAGUUGGUCCGACAAUUGAAGGUGUGAAGACAAGUGAGAGAAGGUGCAGCAAGGAAGAGGACGGGAGAGACUGUCCUGUUUUUCAACCAACAUCCUCUCCCAGUAUUCAUCUCUCUGAGGAAGAGAGGAGUGUAGAGAUUGACAGCAUGUUCUUCCCCUCCCAGGAGCAGGGAAAAGACUGCCAUGUGUCCAAAGAGGAAGUUCUAUGAUGUAUAAAAAAUAGAUUUUGUAGUAGUUGUUUUGUCUGCUGGCUUACAGACUGAUCGUAGUACUUGUGAAAGAAGAAACUGAAUUUACACAGAAGUGUGUGUAAUUAAUCUGGUAAACCAUGAACCACAGUUUUACAGAGACGUUUCUGUCUAAAGGUUUUGGUAAAACUGGUCUGUACACAUAAGAUACUUUGACUCUCGGAAGAACUGCUGGAUGGUGCUUUCCUUUGUGAGCUAUAAUUUAAAAUGUAAUGUAAAUAGUUUUAAUAAGCUCAGCUCUCCCUUAUGUACUUAAUUUUUUAUGUGUCGCAUGAACUUGAUUUUGAUUGCAAUAAAAUCUUAUUUUC
Notolabrus celidotus (New Zealand spotty) is the source of this 1483-nucleotide messenger RNA. Its product is annotated as tumor necrosis factor receptor superfamily member 5. The record is from RefSeq and is a predicted model, not a curated record. Gene Ontology annotation, biological process: positive regulation of blood vessel endothelial cell migration; CD40 signaling pathway; positive regulation of canonical NF-kappaB signal transduction. NCBI's taxonomy places the organism in Eukaryota, Metazoa, Chordata, Actinopteri, Labriformes, Labridae. Gene Ontology annotation, cellular component: CD40 receptor complex; external side of plasma membrane. Gene Ontology annotation, molecular function: antigen binding; CD154 receptor binding. Bases 102 to 1136 code for a protein of 344 amino acids. The transcript has 11 exons.